This is a messenger RNA of Podarcis lilfordi (Lilford's wall lizard), 184 nucleotides long. The record is from the annotation of a GenBank genome assembly. Lineage: Eukaryota; Metazoa; Chordata; Lepidosauria; Squamata; Lacertidae.
GCUCAGGCAGCAUCUUUUAAAAUCGUACUGUUUUAUAAACAUGGUUUGCGUAAAGACCUCAGGGAUGUCUACCCAAAGUCAGGAAGUUUUCCACCGUCAUUCCUUAUUGUUUGCUUCUGCAAACGACCUGCAGAUUUCUCUGGUGUACAGAACCAAAGUUGCUGCAUGAAGACAGACGGAGAAG